AUGGAUGGGGGCAGGGACACCUCAAGGUCACCACGUGUACAUGUUGAUUUGGUGUUUUGCGUCACCCUCAUAAAUCCCAGCAGGCUUAUAAAGAGGAACACACAUCAGCACUCAAACAAAGUCGAUUUUUUUUUCUCCUCUGAGACGGAAAACAGAGUCACAGCCAAGAUGAGACUGUACCUUGCACUUGCUGUGCUGAUGCUGGCCUUUGUCGCAUACACAGAGGCUCAGGAGGAGACCAUCGAGGCGAAGUUCACUAAGUUUGGCGAGCAGAUGUCUGAGAUGACCAGGACCCUGGCUGAUAAGGCAAAGGUUACCUUUGAGCAGAUCCACACCAGCGACUUUGCGGUCAACACAAGGAACUGGCUCCAGGAGCAGGUUGAAAAGUUGAAGACCAAGUUUGUGGAAAACUCCAAGUAGACAAGUAGACAGCCUACCUACCAGCCUACAACCUGCCCACCGCCCCCCACCUCUGACGGCUGACCUCUUCACUCUCUCAUGUUGGGACGCUGAUAUGUCACAUGAGACAUUAUUCUGCUGACCAGACUAAAUAGUUGCAUUGCCUCUCUGUAAGGAGAUGGAUAUUUUUAAUUUGUGUGUCAUCUUUUUGAAGAAACAAUGUGAAAAAGUGCAAUAAAGACAUCAGAAAAUAAAAGUUUUUAUAUAAAUCCUGUGUUAGCAUCAGUAUUUGUCAAUGUAAAAACAAUAACAACUUCUUAGUGUACUGAAUUAAAGUUGAAGAGUCUGUUAAAGAUGUUUGAUAUCAAUAAAUGAACAGUCCUGGUCAA
Messenger RNA from Siniperca chuatsi (mandarin fish), 788 nucleotides. RefSeq names its product apolipoprotein C-I (gene apoc1). NCBI's taxonomy places the organism in Eukaryota, Metazoa, Chordata, Actinopteri, Centrarchiformes, Sinipercidae. Gene Ontology annotation, molecular function: fatty acid binding; phospholipase inhibitor activity. The record is from RefSeq and is a predicted model, not a curated record. The transcript is spliced from 5 exons. Gene Ontology annotation, biological process: negative regulation of lipoprotein lipase activity; lipoprotein metabolic process; triglyceride metabolic process. Gene Ontology annotation, cellular component: high-density lipoprotein particle; extracellular region; very-low-density lipoprotein particle. The coding region runs from base 1 to 420 and encodes 139 amino acids.